UUUCAAGUUAUUCAUACUUCUCCAUUGUUCUAUCAUUUUCUUCGCCAUCUUCUCUUCUGCAGUCCUGCUCCUCUCUCUUCCAAAGUUCCUUCCUUAUUUUUCAUUUUUAUCGUACCAUCUCUGCUGUUUACCUCUCAGUAAUUCAAAUUUUACUGCUGUGUACCCUUUUCCCAAUUUCAUUUCCUCUCGCAUUUAAUGACUGCAUGUCUGUUCUUAUUUCUUAAGCUUCGUCUGCUUUCGAGAUUCCCCACCCAAUCAGGGGUCUGUUCUUUAUUGAGCUCUGUAACUCCACCAUCAAGCGCCAAUGCUCCAACGUUUCUGGCCUAAAACUGAAAUCCCUAACCUUUCCUUAGCACCACUUGUGAUUUGAGUUUUCUAUCCUUUUCUUGAGCUCUCCUGGUAAAAGCUAAAUCCGUGGGAGGGAUAGAAAGGGGGGAAAAAAAAAAGAACACUCAGCUAACAGGCUGUUGCUUCCCCUGUUGUGUCUAACUAGACAUGCUUCUCUAGAUGAGCUCUUUGGUGUCUCUUCACUUGGCAAUUGGCAUAAGUUUAUCCUUUUCUUUCCCAACUGGAUUUCAAAUGCACCUUCUGUAUUUGGGUUCCCCUACUUUUUUUCUCAGCAACCAUUAAGCACUUUUCUUUACCUUUCCUUACCCAAUUCUUGUUUUGUUUUGCUGGUUCUGUUUCCAUCUUAACUUGGUUGGUAUCACUUUUUUGCCUCGCACCCAUUUGAGCAAUCCCCUUUUAGCACCAAACCCAGUUUUCUGAUUUUGGCAACUCAGCUGGGAUUUCUGUCUGUGUUUCUUUCUGUCUUUUGGAAGGAUGGGUUUGGUGUCUUUGUUUCUUGGGUUAGUUUCACUGUUCUCAUUGUUAACUGUGGGAAGUGGCAUAGGUGCUAACUGGGGCACACAAGCAACUCACCCUCUAAACCCUAACAUAGUAGUGAGGCUGCUGAGAGAAAAUGGGAUCCAAAAGGUUAAGCUUUUUGAUGCAGAUUAUGACACCCUUAGAGCUCUGGGGAAGUCUGGGAUUGAAGUCAUGGUUGGCAUCCCAAAUGAUAUGCUUGCUCCUCUGGCUGCCAAGAUGAAGAAUGCUGAGGAAUGGGUUUCCAAGAAUGUCUCCAAGCAUAUCACCACUGAUAAUGUCAACAUCAGAUACGUUGCAGUGGGAAACGAACCCUUUCUGCAGACAUACAACGGAACCUUUCUCAGCACCACCUUACCUGCUCUCCAGAACAUCCAAUCAGCACUCAUAAAAGCCGGGCUCAGCAACCAAGUGAAAGUCACCGUCCCUAUGAACGCCGACGUCUACGAGAGCGCAAACAGCCUCCCAUCUGGAGGCGACUUCCGUCAAGACAUCCACGAUUACAUGAUCCCCAUCGUCAAACUAUUGAGUGAAUAUGGCUCGCCGUUCACCGUCAACAUAUACCCUUUCAUAAGCCUCUACAUCGACUCCAACUUCCCCGCCGAGUACGCUUUCUUCGACGGCAAUGCAUCGCCUGUAAACGACGGCGGAACGUACUACUACAACAUGUUGGACGCCAACCUUGACACAUUGGUCCACACCUUACAGAAGAAUGGGUUCGGCAACAUGCCAAUCAUCAUCGGAGAGAUCGGGUGGCCGACUGAUGGCGAUCGGAAUGCAAACGUCGAGUACGCCCGCCGCUUCAACCAGGGCUUCAUGUCACGUAUAGCAGGUGGGAAAGGAACUCCACUGAGGCCUGGGCCAAUUGAUGCAUAUUUAUUCAGCCUGAUCGAUGAAGAUGCCAAGAGUGUCGAUCCGGGGAACUUUGAACGGCACUGGGGGAUAUUUACGUACGAUGGACAGCCUAAGUAUCUCCUCAACCUCGGGACGACAACCGCUGGUCAGCUAAUUCCGGCGAAGGGUAUUCAGUACCAGGAGAACAAAUGGUGUGUGAUGAGACCUAAUGCGAGGCUUGAUGAUCCUAAUGUCGCGGCAAGUGUCAGCUACGCGUGUAGCCUUGCUGACUGCACGAAACUUGGUUAUGGCACUUCAUGCGGGGAGUUGGACGGGAAGGGAAACAUUUCCUAUGCGUUCAACAGUUACUUCCAGAUCCACGAUCAGCAGGACGAGGCUUGCAAGUUUCCCAAUCUGUCGACAAUCGUGAAAACAAACCCUUCACAAGGAACUUGUAAGUUUGAUAUAAUGAUCCAACCAUAUUAUGGAGGUGCUGAUGGAAGGCUACCUAGACAACUGGGUUUAGUUGCUGGCUUUGCUCUGCUUUUGCUGACAUUUCUGUGAAGUUUAGAGGUUCCUGCUUUCUAGAGGUAUCUUUUCUCCUUUACGACUUUUGCUUUCGUAGGAUGUAGCAUAUGGGAAAUCAUGAGUGCCUAGUUCAGAGAAUUUGUGAUCAGAAACAGGCAGGUUUCUAAUUUGGCCACCAUGCAAACAAGGGGUGGGCUUGCAACUCUGCAUGGGAUGAUACUAUUGGAUCUCUGACGCAUUCACAGCCAUUGGAUCGAUGGACUUCCCCGUUUGUGAGGAAAGGAUGUGAUAUUUUGUGAAUAAUGCUUCAUGCAUUGAUCUGACGGCUGUAAAUGUACGGUGUUGGGGCCAUCCAACGAUAUCAGUCUAUGCAAGAUCAACCCCUUGUUUGCAGGGUAACCACACCCUGUCUUGUUUAGCAGUAAACUCAGUAGCUUUCAGUUUCUUAAAUUCAUGCUUGAUACUAGUAACAGUACAUAUGCAGAUAAUGGUUGUACGUAGAAGUCUAACUAGGCUGCGAAAGCUGGACGACUUUGGAGAGCUUCAUCGGAUGCUGGCUUUAGGGGCUAUAUCAUGCGAAAGGGUGAAUUGCACCUUUAACUGCUCCUUUGUGUGGCUUUAUAAGCAAGUUUUGAGCCGAGGAACAUACUUUGGUGCUCUCCAUUUUACGUUGGUCCCUCGUGUUAAUCCUUCUUCAAUGGGAGGAUAAUAGCUUGUCCAUGACUUUGCAGUAGUGUGUGGCUUAAUGACUUGUGAAUUUGUAUGUGGCCAAGAUUAACUGCAUAAAUGAUAAUAACAAAAUCUACCCUGUUUGAUGUUGCAGUUAACAUAAUUUCCUAGUCGACAGUCGUAACGAUGAACACAUAAGACAUUUCCUUCUUUUUCUCAUGGCUAUUUCACAGGUUGUAGAAUCUAUGGUUACUAGAAGGUAGAUGUUGCAAUACAUGGGAGUUCCAAUG
Molecule: messenger RNA, 3185 nt
Organism: Linum trigynum
Lineage: Eukaryota; Viridiplantae; Streptophyta; Magnoliopsida; Malpighiales; Linaceae
Source: the annotation of a GenBank genome assembly